Messenger RNA from Symbiodinium natans, 600 nucleotides. Lineage: Eukaryota; Dinophyceae; Suessiales; Symbiodiniaceae. The record is from the annotation of a GenBank genome assembly.
AUGCAGGUGCAGCAACGAACUCCACCUUCGCGUGUUGGCGGCCGCGGUGUUGCCAUGCGGCAGCCGCCAAUUUUCCCUGUUAGUGCAUUGCGAAAGCAGGGCUUCGGUGGCCUUGCAGCUCGAAGAUCAUCCCCCCGCAGUGAGGUGGCUACGAAGGAGCAGUUGCUCGAGGCCUGGAAACUGCUGCCGGAUGGCCGCUUCCGGGGCAGACUGAGGUCUGGCGUCACGGUGGAAUUUGCCGGCGAGUUGGUAGGGCCUGAGGACCCUGGUGUCGUGAUCGGCCCGAAGGGCGUGCGCUAUGUCCUUGGCGAGGCUGCGGCGGCGCCGGCAGCCCCCAAAGCAGAAGCUGAGAGUGACAGCUUGGUGAAGGCUGCAGUCGCAGGAGCAGGUGCUGCAAUUGCAGCCGUCCUGGCCUUUAUGGUGCUGCCGGGCAUGCUCCAAUCAUCUCCGGUCUCUGGUGGAGCAGGCUCCCCGGUCACAAGAACCAAUGUGACCAUUGUCGAGACGAAAAAGACCCUUCCUGAUGGGUCUACGGCCAAGAUUGUUGACCGAACGGUGAGGCCUUUUGAACGCGCCGUGCACGGCUGUCAUACCAUUUGA